Molecule: messenger RNA, 6130 nt
Organism: Osmia lignaria (orchard mason bee)
Lineage: Eukaryota; Metazoa; Arthropoda; Insecta; Hymenoptera; Megachilidae
Source: RefSeq, a predicted model, not a curated record
AUGAGCUGAAUUGACGAAAACAGCUUCAACGACUGUUGGUGUAAAUUAUACUUAAAGAACGUUGUGUUAUUGCGUUCCAUGGUAAUUAUAAUAAAAAUGAAUGAAUUUCAUUCGAAUUAAUCAAGGUAUUAAAAUGGUACGAAGUACUGAAGUUAUGUUUGAAAUUUAAUUAAAGAGAAACGAUGAAGGAAGAAUCGUAAUUCUCGCGAUCGACGUUGGCGGGCAUUCCGAGCAAAGACGGAAAAUUAGAUAAUGACUGUGCAGUUAGAGGCGCGGCAAUUAUAAUAACAAGGAAAUCUUCUCAGACGCCAUUCGUUGAAUUUCACGGAGCUCCGUAGCACCGUUUCCCAGCUAUGAAAGAGCUCCUCGAACCACGCGACCGAGGUGAUUUUAAUUGAAACGUUUGCAAUUUGCGCGGUAAAUUCGCAAACUGAACGCAUUUUAUUCUUUGCUACUUGAGAUCGCGUAAUUGGCGUUACUUUGGAUCGCUUCCAAACUGUUCGAUCACACCUAUUCUUUUCGUAUUUCGGUCUAGACGUCGAAAGAACAUUCGUAAUAUCGAUGCGACUUGUAAAUUUCCUCUGCUGUCUUAUUUUAUCCAUUCAAUCAGUUUACUUUCCGAAGCCUUUGUUCAAUGAUUAACGAUUCUCAGCAAAACGACCGGUGCUCGCAAUGGCUCGAGCCAUUAUUUCAUGUUUCAGCUACAACUUCACGUACCGACAAAGUGGAAUUUACCUACAACCCGACCCAGGCCCGUAAACCAAUCCCAAAUCCAACAAUCCCUUCCGUAAUUCAAAAUUCCAAGUGACAGAACCACUACACGAAUCACCGCGUAACCCGAACACGCGCAUUCAACCGAACACAACAAGGACAGGUCAUCGUGGAAAAGCGAAAACGGAAUCUAACCUAGAUCAUCAAUGAUUAAUAUACCUUACAAUGUGCCCCUAAUAUCGCCGAUUAUGCCGACUCAGAACGUGCCUGUUCAAACGAGUCAUAAUCAUUUUCAGCCCUUCCAACAACCCCAAACGAACACCCAACAAAUGCAAACUAACCCUGCAUUCCCGAUGAAUAUGCAAGAUCCAUACAAAGCUCCGUUCUAUCAGUUUCAACAAUCGGACAUGUUCAUGGCGAAUCAGUACGUCCCGAACGUAUUGUACCCAAGGACUUUCCAACCAGCGAAUAACAUACAGCCACCUUUGCAUACCCAGCCAAACUAUGCUCCUUUACUUCAAAACCUUCUGGAACAAAUUCGUGGUCAAGUGAGCAACACGGCUCCCAUAUUUAUCCUACCUGGCGGCUGUCAACAAUCCACAAAUCAUCAUCAGCAAGCUGGCAUGCCGAACCAAGGAGGUGGUCCCCAGGCGACAGGACAACCGACAAGCUUCAAUUACCCCUCGUCAGUUCACUGUCCACCCUCGUUCUACCCCUAUCCAAUCCCGUUGCCCGUUUACCAGCCAUUCGUCGGUCAAACUCGGAACGGAGAAAGUUCCAGGGGUUGCAGAUGUUGCCACAGAAGGCAAGAAUCGUCGGAUUUGAAGAGCUACUCGUUAAACUGUUGCUGCAACCUCGCCGAACAAGAGGAUCAUCGGUGCACGGCGACGAACGACGACACCGUUUGCUCGAAACGCAAUUGUCCGGCUUCCGUUAGCCUGCAAGCUUUAGCGUCGCAGUUCUUGUCGUUGCCAGGAAUCGUAUCCUGCGCCGCCACUCGUCUGGUACUGAGAAAAGUGCCUGGAUCGAACAUCACCAGCACCAUGGAGGAUACGAUGGACAAAGCGCAGAAAGCUAUCAGCAUGCUGACGAAGGAACAGUUGCUGACAGAGUCGAGAAACGCGCAGCAGGUGAACGCGUUGAUCAAUCUUCACAUGACCACAAACCCGCCCGCGAACAUCAUCCCCCUGCUGACGCUGAUACAGUUAAAGGUGAACGUACUGAAGGCCCAGAUCGAGAGCCUGAUCAAUAAGAAGGUGAUGGAGUGCCAGGGAUUUGGAUACGAGGUGGAAACGAGCGGUCCCAUAGAUCCAACGGUGCUCAGCAUGAAGACGAACGAGGAACUGAGACACUUGUUGUCAGCCCUUAGACAGAAGGAAUGCGACGAGAGGGUGAACGUGAACUUCUCACCCUAUCAUUCGCAACGCGUGAUCGCGGAGGCUCGUUUGAACAACGUGCAGGCGAAGAUACGUCAGGUGGAGGCGGAAUUCGAUAGAAGAAGAUCCGUCUCGUUACCCCUUCCGUCGCUUACAUCCCGGGUCAUCCAACAGUUCGCCGAGUCCACCUGCACAUUCGGUUUCGCGCAGACGAAAUUAUUCGAACCCUAUCCGCAGGAAAAUCCUCUGCAAUCUCCGGAUCCGUUCUCGGCGAGCAUACGCAACCCUAAGAGAUUGUAUCUAAAACCUCGUGCGGCUGAAUCGGAAGCAACGCGGCAGAAGGAUCAGAGCAAAGCGACCAGCACGUCCCAGGAUGCUCCUCCCAGUUGCAAGGACACAGGAACCGGCGAGGGCAACGCGGACUGCUCGAAAGAGCGAUCAGUUGGACCUCGUUCCAGCGAAGACUCCUGCAGCUGUCAUCUCACGUCCUCUGAGGAGAGCAUCGACCAGGGUAAAAAAAAACUUCGACUAAGGAUCGAUCGCGCAGGAAAAGUGACGAUAAGUAGCGCGGGCAAGUUGGAAGACGCGUCUUUGGCAAAUUUCAGCCCCAACGUGGUUUUCUCAACAGAUCAGUACAGGUGCACGUUCAACGGUAGAUGUGUAUCUAUCAAGGAAGAUGAUAUCGCUGAUCGUGAGCCGGAAAUUCGGGAGAUUUUUCAAGUCGAGGAUGAGAGAACAGAGGAUCCUAAAACUGAUGCAGACACCUUGGAAGUAUUCGAUUUACCUCGCGUCAAGAAAGAACCUGAAGACGCUACAGACGUGGAAACAUCCGAGAAUGCAGAUGUUCCUAUCAAAAUCAAAGAACCUGAAGAUGAACCGCAUUACAAAGCCACAAUGCUUAUAGAUCUGAAAUCAAAGAAGACAGAGAUGGAGACACAGCCAUCUGCUGCGGCAACUGAAAAGCGGAUCCAAAUCAAAGAGCAACCAAAAAUUUUGAAAAAGAUAAAAGUCAAGGAUAUAAAAGUUGAAGAUAAAACUGAAACACAGGAUGUUAAAACGGAGCAUGUGGAUUUGAAACCGGAAAAGAAAAGAGAAGUGCAUGUGGAUUCGAAACCAAAGAAGGUGAAGACAGAACUGUACAUAAACCUCGAAGGACCAUCACCAGAAACCAAAGACAUUAAGGCACAUGAGAAAUUAACUGCUGAAGUUCCUGAAGAGAAGGUGACCACAACUCCCCCAAGUGAACAAACAAUUGAGGAAAAGCCAUCUUCUGAUAUUCCAAAAAGUUUUUUUGGAAUAACAUUAUGGAAGACAGGAGAAUCUAAAAAGAAACCAAAGACUACUGCCCAUGAAGAUGAACAUAGUAAGGACAAAAUCAAAUCUGAAGAUGAUGAAGCCAGUGCUGCUGAUAUGAAGGAAAAAUUAAUUGUGGAAGAUGCAUCCAAGCAGCAAGCAACCGAAAGUGCAAUGCUUGCAGACGAACAGUUAACCGAUAAGGAAUCAUCUGAAGUGAAGAAGAAUUACUUUGGAAUUACAUUGAAGAAGAGAGGAGAACCUAAACGGCGACCAAAAACUGAAAAUGAUAAAUCGCAUCCAAAAGAUGGAGAACAUGAAAACGUGCAAAUCAUUUCGAUGGUGACACAUAUGGAGUAUGAUAGAGGCUUUGGUGAUUUUGAUGGGUGGGUGGAUACGAAGGACUACAUUGAUAGAGAAAUCAAGGAUAAAGAAAGGACAAAGGACAAUUGUUUAAUGUCAAUAAAGCAUGAAAGAAUGUUUCCUAAGAAUCAUCAACCAAGUGAUGAGAAACAUAUAAAUGGUAUCGCUCGAUUUCCACCGUUGAAAAACGCAGCGCAAACAGUGACCAAUAUCCCAGAAAAUAUAUUCCAUCAGGAAGAGAUUGAAUCAGGCUCCUCGAGGGCCGUUUACAAUAGAAGGGUCACUUAUCAUCCCGAUUCAGGAAAUAGUAUCGUCUCCACGAUUUACUCCGUGAUAGAAAAUCAACUUACAUCUUUUACCUCGUUAUUUGCCAAUAUACCAAAUUUACAAAACAUUGUAUCAAGUUUAUGCUAUGACAAAUUGCCGAGUGAACAGAAUGUUUCAACACUAAACCCAGAAACAAUUGUCAAUAGAAAAGAAAGUAAUAAAGAAAUUUCUGGAGAAGACGAUUGGACUUUACUUCCUGGCGACGAUGAUGGCACUUCCGAUGAGAGUUGCGUCUCCAUAAACGAAGGAUUCAGCAAUAUCCAUAAAAUAAAACAAUCUAUAAUUGUUGAUAAAGAGAAUAAAAAUUACGUGUUGAUCGAAGGAUCAUUUAGUGGUCAAUUAAAUGAAUUGUCGCGUAAUGGUUUGCAACGACCUUAUCACACUCGUAGAACUCUGGUAAUAAGAAGUCGACUAAAGAAUCCUGGGAGAUUAAAGGAUCAACGUCCUUUCACGAUCUUGAAACGAUCUAAAAAGAACAAAGUACUUAAUCAUCAAGAAACAAAACAAGUGAAGCACCAAUCUAAAACAAGUAAAGAUUUUUGUUUUAAAAAUAAUACAAAGAUAAAUAAAAAUUGCAGUUUCCCUUCUGUUGAUCGUUCAUUGUCUAAAAACAAGAAAAUCUUUAGUGAUUCGGGAGUAAAUAAACAGGUAUAAUUGAAGAACGAAUAUCACGAUUUUAUUAGCGUUUGGCAGUAAAGUAUAACAUUGGAGAUUAAAAAGUAACGACAUCAAAACAAAGUCCAAUUUUGUACAAGGUUCGUGUUUCUUUUUUGUGCGAAAUGAAAUCCUCUUCAAAAUGAAUUCCACUUUAUGUGUACAAAUAAUAAUAACAUAAAUUCUUUCCAAUCGCUGAGUGUCAUUGGAAGACCCAAUAGUAAACGGAAACGGAAACGGAAAUUCAAUGUGUCUAGUGGUAGAGACGUAUUAAUAAAUUUUUUGAAAACAUUGCCAAUAGACGAGUAUACAUUUGUCUCGUAGCUGAAAGUGAUUACAGCUGUUGAGCAAACGCGGUGUAUCUUUUCUUCUGCUUUUUAUUAAUCGUUAAUUGUAAAUCAUCUUCGGUCAAUGGACCACAGUUAUCGCUUUAUAUUAGCUGCCUACUGAGAAUCUUUAGAAUCGUAGUGUAAUUAGUAACAACGCGACCGCGUAGAUCGAACGUUUGAACACUCUCGGAAACGUACAGUUCGGUUUUUCGGAGGCCAAAAUGAAGAUCCUUAAUUUAUUAUUCACCCCACGUGCCACCAUCACACUCAUUCGUAUAUCGACGCAAAGGCAUUCGAUCCUUCAGACAUCUUGAAUUCAGACACUCGUACACUGCAAAUUAUAGUUUGUCCAAGAUCGGUGAGAAUUUCCAUUUAAAUUCCGAUCUACGCUAUUUUUUAUUUAUUUAUUUAGAAUUACAAAAUCUCAAAUCGCGCAUGGCCUUUGAAAAGUCUUUAGAUAAUUAAUGUAACAGAAAAUAAUAAAUUACAGAUCGGGAACAAACUAUAAUCAGAAUUAAUUCGAUUUACGGUCACCGUGUAAUUUGUUAUUCGAUACGUUUAUAUAUUAAAUUUCUUACGUGCUAACAAAUCUAUUUAAUAGUAAGUAAAAAAUAAACGAAUUCAACGAGACGUAACAAAGUCUCGCAUAGAAUAUUGGAUUAAACAGGAGAUAACAUUGUCACACCACACGAAUACGAUGCUGCCUAAAGGUAGAACAAAAUGUGUAGGAGGGUUUCCGGUGUUUAAUGCAGAAACGUGAUAAAUAUCAAGCAAGCAGAGGGCAUCGACGCUUAAAAAUACGAAAUGUAUCAGGGAAGGUCGGGUUUUCUUUUCUUUAUAUACCUCGUAGCGCGAAAUACGGGUAGAAGACGUUGAAGAAAAGUGUUAGGUACUGAUUAGAGCCAUAUACACGUUAUGUUACAUACUAUCGAAGUUAUAAACGGACUGUAUACUUAUAUAAAUAUGCUACAUACUUAGAUGGCUAACUUCUACUUUCAAACUAGAGACAAGCAUUCGCGAAGAAGACCUGACAGGGUUGAAACUAUCAUAAUUUGAAAAAAAAAAAAACAAAGGACU